This is a messenger RNA of Talpa occidentalis (Iberian mole), 1115 nucleotides long. RefSeq names its product ferredoxin 1 (gene FDX1). Gene Ontology annotation, biological process: positive regulation of oxidoreductase activity; P450-containing electron transport chain. The coding region runs from base 1 to 558 and encodes 185 amino acids. The record is from RefSeq and is a predicted model, not a curated record. The transcript has 4 exons. Gene Ontology annotation, cellular component: mitochondrion. NCBI's taxonomy places the organism in Eukaryota, Metazoa, Chordata, Mammalia, Eulipotyphla, Talpidae. Gene Ontology annotation, molecular function: 2 iron, 2 sulfur cluster binding.
AUGUCCGCCGCAGGGGGCGCCCGGCUCCUGCGCGCCGCCUCCGCGAGCCUGGGCGGCGCGGCCCGUCGGAGCUGGCUCCUCUUCGGCCGCGCGGGGAGCCGGGGCCGGGCGGGGAGCGCCGAGCCGGGCCUGGGCGCCUCGCGGGCGCUGAGCUUGUCGGCGCGGGCGCGGAGCAGCUCAGAAGAUAAAAUAACUGUCCACUUUAUAAAUCGCGAUGGUGAGACAUUAACAGCCAAAGGCAACGUUGGUGACUCCCUGCUAGAUGUUGUGAUUGAAAAUAAUCUAGAUAUCGAUGGUUUUGGUGCAUGUGAGGGAACCCUGGCUUGCUCCACGUGUCACCUCAUCUUUGAAAAGCACAUAUAUGAGAAGUUGGAAGCAGUCACUGAUGAGGAGAAUGACAUGCUUGAUCUGGCUUAUGGACUAACGGAUAGAUCCCGGUUGGGCUGCCAAGUCUGCUUGACAAAGUCCAUGAACAAUAUGACUGUCCGAGUGCCUGAAGCCGUCGCUGAUGCCAGACAGUCCGUUGACAUGGGCAAGAACUCCUCUAAGCUAGAAUAAAUAGGAAUAUUUUCACGGAAUUUUACCUAUUUUUAUAAUUCUUAUUUCCUAAUAUUAUUAAAGAAUCUGGAUGAAUGGGUUUAUUAUUGUGACUAGCUUUACUACAUUAAAUCACUUUAUGUAACUACUAGAUUUAUAGUCCUGAAUGUAUGUAAUCUUCAAAAAUCAUGAAAUAUGAGAAAAUAGUUAAAUCUAAUAAAACCUUACAUAUUUUGCCUUAUGUCUCUUUAGCGGCUUCCUAGAAUGUUUUCACAUAAAUCUUGAGCCUACUUAUGUAGAAGGUAGGUUAAAAAAGGUAUUCAUAAGCAUGUUAAGUGUGGGUGAAGACAGAGCUGCAGUGGCUGGUCUGGAGCUGCACAGCAAGCUGGACGUCUGUGCUGGAAAUGCAGCGCGUUACCGUAAGUUACGCGUUCAGAUUGAAACUGGGGAAAUGGCGAGUAUCUUCUUACAGCAGUAAUUAAAUGUGAAUGCGUGUGGACAGAAUUACUUAAUUCUCAGUUAAACUGCUUAAUUUCAAAAACAGUUAUUACCUUGUCAAUAAACAUUUCAAAAUUUUA